CUUUCCUCAACAGGUCAUUCUACCAACUACGUUGUUGCAGUCUAUCUUCCUUCCAACAACACACAAGACUACUGGAUAGCCAAAGGGGCGGCACUCUUGUGUCAGCUCAGUGAUUGA
Molecule: messenger RNA, 117 nt
Organism: Lymnaea stagnalis (great pond snail)
Lineage: Eukaryota; Metazoa; Mollusca; Gastropoda; Lymnaeidae
Source: the annotation of a GenBank genome assembly